Messenger RNA from Pleurotus ostreatus (oyster mushroom), 1317 nucleotides. RefSeq lists its product as uncharacterized. The record is from RefSeq and is a predicted model, not a curated record. NCBI's taxonomy places the organism in Eukaryota, Fungi, Basidiomycota, Agaricomycetes, Agaricales, Pleurotaceae. The transcript is spliced from 8 exons. Gene Ontology annotation, biological process: lipid metabolic process. Gene Ontology annotation, molecular function: oxidoreductase activity. Bases 1 to 1317 code for a protein of 438 amino acids.
AUGUCGACUAAACGCGAGACAGUCGUUGAACAGAAGGCGGUCAUAGUGCCCGACCUUUCCAUCAAGGAUUUGCUGUCUGCAAUUCCCGAGCAUUGCUUCAAGCGAUCGGCUUUCAGAUCCUCGUUGUAUAUUGUCUGGGACUUGAUUGUCAUCACAGCCAUUUACAAAGCCACGAACUUCGCCGACGCGUUCAUCACUCCCGAACAGCUCUCGCUUCCCCACCCCUCCCUAUAUCCGUUUGCGCGUUUCGCUUUGUGGUCCCUGUAUGGCUUCGGAGUCGGCCUCUUUGGAACAGGACUGUGGGUCAUUGCCCACGAGUGCGGCCAUCAAGCGUUCUCCGAGUCCAAGUUCAUCAACAACGUCGUGGGAUGGAUUCUUCACUCUGCCUGGGGCGUUCCAUACCACUCGUGGCGCAUCACGCACGCUAAGCACCAUGCUUCUACUGCACAUAUGACGCAAGACCAGGUCUUUGUCCCUCGUACACGGUCCCAGAGAGGUCUUCCUCCUCUCAACGCUGCUGGGGAAGACUUGCUCGGUUCGCGCGUCUCGAUGGAGGUGCAGAAGGAACUCUGGGAUGCUCUAGGUGACUCCCCGAUCGGUGCACUGUUCGGUGCAGCCAGCUACUUGCUCGCGGGAUGGCCUAUGUACCUCAUUAGGAAUGCCUCUGGCCAAUUGAGAUAUCCUAAGUUCACUAAUCACUACAACCCCUCGGCCGUCAUGUUCUCCCCCCAUCACUGGUCCCAAGUCCUAGUAUCCGACAUUGGCAUUCUCUUUUGGCUUGGAGCCAUUGGUUACAGUAUUUUUACAUACGGUUUCGCCACUGUCUUCCGCCUCUACCUCGUCCCUUACCUCUGGGUUAACCAUUUCCUUGUCUUGAUCACCUUCCUCCAGCACACCGAUCCCCUCCUCCCCCAUUACCGUGCCCCCGAAUUCACCUUCCCCCGUGGUGCUCUCGCUACUCUUGAUCGUAACCUCCUCGGCGAUUGUGGCGCCAUUGCGGCAUGGAUUGGCGCGCACGCCACCCACGGCAUCUCCGAGACCCAUGUCCUCCACCACGUCUCCAGCAAGAUCCCCCAUUACAACGCUUGGGAGGCUUCUGAUGCCCUCCGCAAGCGCCUCGCUCAGUCAGGUAUCGAACUCCAAGGUGCCCCUGCCGGCUGGGCUGAAGUCUAUCGUAUCUUCAAGGAGUGCAAGUUCGUUGAGGAUGAAGGUUCUGUGCUCUUCUACAAGAACGCCCGCGGUUUCGCUGCUGCUCGUCCUGCGUAUAGCGACGCGACUGCUUCCGAUUCUGGUGUCGAUGUUGACUCCAAGCUAUAG